AUGACUGAAUGGAUGUUCCAAGGGACCAAGCAGGGAUCCGGGGUAAGAGCGAGUGAGCACCCAAAAGUGGAAGUGGCGGAAAUUCUGACGAAUCAGAUCACCACACCCGGGACCCAGGUGUCGGACAUUCUUGGCACAGACUCCGAACUAUUCUCCACUCGGCCGACUCGGCUCAACUUCUCCAUCCUCAUCUCCUCCACCUCCUCCAUCUAUCCUAGGCCUGAGCUUCCUUCCACCGGCUCCUUGGCUCAGAAGUUCGAACCCUCACUGUUAGACGUCGGAACAUUGUCGACUGGCUGUCAGCGAACGUUGAGUACAGCUGCCAUUUGUAAUUUCUCGUCAGGGACCGUUUGCUGGACAUACGUUGUAAUCAUGGCCUCCCCGCUGUGCAAACAGGACCCCUCACCUCGUCCUACCCCUGGUCUCUGGUCUCUGAACGCCCGUCUCGCCGUAGCGUCCCCCAGAGAACUUUCGCUUUUCAUCUGUCGAUUACAGAACUCGAUGAUGCGCAAAACAUAUCCAUCACACCCUCUGACCGCCAUAGUUGUGAUCAAGACAGAAUGGCCCUGGACCAAGAUCACCCUCAGCCAGCAGGACGUCCCCGAGAGAGUCCUCAGCAGACAGCCUUCCCACACAACAGCUAGGAGUAGACGCUCCAUCGCCAGCUCGAGACGCACCCGGAGAGAUGAUGUCCCCGCAGUCUCGGACCCCAUCCUCCUCACCCAUCUCGACAAGGGCCUCGUCGGCUGGGAUGGCCAAGAUGACCCCGACAUGCCGCUAAACUUCAACCCCAAGCUCAAGUGGACCAUUGUCAGCUGCGUCGCCGCCAUCACCUUCCUGACUCCCUUCGCCUCCACCAUCCUAGCCCCCGCCAUCCGCCAUCUCGCCGAGGACUUCGGCUACGACCCGCACGGCGACCUGACCAUGCCGUCCUUCCCCGUCAGCAUCUACCUCCUAGGCUACGCCGUCGGGCCCCUCUUCCUCUCCCCCCUCUCCGAGAUCUACGGCCGCCACAUCGUCCUAUGCUCCGCCAACGCCUUCUUCUGCCUCUUCCUCGUCGGCUGCGCCCUGGCCCCGUCCCUCAACUCGCUCAUCGUCUUCCGCUUCUUCACCGGCGUCGGCGGUUCCGGCUGCAUGACCAUCGGGGGCGGCAUCAUCGCCGACAUGAUCCCCGUCCACCAGCGCGGCAAGGCCAUCACCGUCUGGAUGCUCGGCCCCCUGAUCGGCCCCACCAUCGGGCCCCUCAUCGGCGCCUUCGUCGCCCAGGACAUAGGCUGGCGCUGGACCGCCUGGAUCGUCCUCAUCGCUGCCGCCCCGACCGUCCUCGCCAUCGCCCUCCUCUCAAGGGAAACCAACGCCCGCGUCCUCAUCCACCGCAAGACCCUCCGUCUCCGCCGUGAGCUGAACCGCCCGGACCUCCGCUCCGUCUACGACCCGUCCGACCCGUCCGAUCCCUCCUCCUCCUCCUCCCCUUCUCCUCCCACCAACUCCCAGAUCCUCCUCCGCGGCCUGCUCCGUCCGCUCAAACUCCUCUUCCUCUCCCCCCUCCUCUUCUCCCUCUCCCUCUACAUCGCCUUCUGCUACGGCGUCCUCUACCUCCUCUUCAACACCAUCCCCCUCGUCUUCCAGCAGCAGUACGCCUUCUCCCUCGGCCACACCGGCCUCAUCUACCUCUUCAUGGGCGCCGGCUACGCCGCCUCCCUCGUCCUUUUCCUCUUCUUCUCCGACCGCACCGUCGUCCGCAUGACCGCCGCCAACGGAGGCCGCUUCCUCCCCGAGAUGCGCCUCCCCUCCUGCGUCUGGUACGCCUGCCUCCUCCCCGUCGCCUUCUUCUGGUACGGCUGGGCCGCCGCCGCCGCCCCGCACACCCACUGGGCCGUCCCCGCCGCCGCCCUCCUCCCGUUCGGUUUUGGUCUCGUCGGCGUCUGGCAGCCCAUCCAGGCCUACAUCAUCGACGCCUUCCCCGAGUAUGCCGCCUCCGCCCUCGCCGCCUUCACCGUCUUCCGUAGCGUCAUUGCCGCUUUCCUGCCCCUCGCCGGCCCCCAGAUGUACCAGGCCCUCGGCCUCGGCUGGGGCAACAGCUUGCUUGGCUUCAUUGCCGUUGCUCUUAUCCCUGUGCCUCUGUUGAUAUACAAGUUUGGCGCUAAAUUGCGGAAGCACAAACUGAAGCUUUGAUCGGAAUGUUGGUUCGUAUAGAGUGGAUAAGAAAUCCCCGAAGAUUAGAAAAGGGUGGACAAAUAAUAACCAGGCAUAUCUCCAAGUGGUGAACUGCAAAUCCUGAUUCGGACAUAUUACGCUGCCCUUGUCCGUGGAUCUCCCGUGAUAUGUGCCAUAUUCUAAUACAUUUAUUAGGUAGAGUAUGCUUCCCCUCGAAGCCCACUCCACUCGCAGCAGUUAACCUCAACUCCCCUCCCCGUCUUCCCGUGCCCUUGUUUGCCCCAUCAAAUCAUUCCCGACGUCCCAGAAAAAGAAAAGAAAAGAAAAAGGAGGGGGGAAGU
Messenger RNA from Sodiomyces alkalinus F11, 2498 nucleotides. Its product is annotated as MFS general substrate transporter. The transcript has 8 exons. The record is from RefSeq and is a predicted model, not a curated record. Gene Ontology annotation, biological process: transmembrane transport. Bases 1 to 2175 code for a protein of 724 amino acids. Lineage: Eukaryota; Fungi; Ascomycota; Sordariomycetes; Glomerellales; Plectosphaerellaceae. Gene Ontology annotation, molecular function: transmembrane transporter activity.